UCUACACCUUCCUUCUCUCUCCCAUUCUUCCACUCCUCAUUUUCUGAACUUCGCUCUCUGCAGCCCCCCGCUUCCCCAUUUUCUGGGUCUCCUUCAUAUCCCUCCCUCUUUCUCUCACUCUCUUCCUCCCCUUUGUGUGAGUAAUGGAACCUGCGAAGAUUGACUGGAAGAGAUUGGAAUGGCACUUUGUAGAAGACGAAAAAUACGAGCACAUUAACGCACCAAAAUGGGUCGAUUUCUUGGCCCCAGACAAAUCCGUGGACGAUGAGGACUGGUUUUGCAGACCCGAUUGCAAGCAUCCCAAGACGGUGGACGAUUUUCUCAGAUCGACUCCUUCAAAGCUUUUGAGCUCGGCUGAUUCCCCAGGACUUCUUCCAUUGAGUGACCAAAACAGGAGAGAUCAGAAGUUAAAGAGAAGGGUGCCCCCCCUAUCUUCGGCUUCCCCUGAUGGUAAGCUCAAAUUCAACCAAGACAGUGAGAACCAAAACCCAAACCUGGUGACACCACCAAGUAAUCUAUUCAAAUCAAUGAAGGCAUCAAUCAAGUCAAGUGAAGAGAAAAAGAAACUCAUUCAUGACACAUCACAGAACAGCAAGGUGCCUUCACUGAGAUCCACACUCUCAGCGAAGAAUUUGUUUGCAGGGCGGCCAAUCUUGAGCCAAAUCACCGAAUUCUGUAAUGAACUGAAGAAAUUGGCAACAAGAGCUACAGAGAGAGAGAAUGAUGAAAAUAUGAGUGAGGUGAAAAGUGAAGAGGGCGAGGAGAAUCAAAAAACAAAGACAGGGCCUCCACCUGUUCAGCCUUUAGAACAGUCAGUUAAGGAAGAGAAAGAAAGGAAGCCGCUGCUUGAAGUGACAAAAAAAUCUGAGGAAAGCAGCAAUAAACCGAAGCUGCAGAGAAAGAAAAGAGCGGAUGAGACUGAAAAUAUGCCUAUUCUGCUGGACUUGGAGAAUGUGAGACGCAAGAAAGAUGAGAAUUUACUGCAAAUUCGCACAAACCCUCCCUCUCCUCAGUGCUUCUCUGCCACUCGUGAUCGUGAUCCAAAUAAAACUACCCCUUCAAAGGCUUCCAAAUCCAGAUUAAGGGAGAGAGGUGUUCUUCAAGCGGUUGUGCAAAAGGAGGAGGAAUUUCCUGAGAACAAUAGCCAAGACAUGUCAGUAGCUGAUGGAAAGGAAGCAAGAGCUUUGGACGUGUUCUGGUUCUUGAAGCCUUGCUCAUUAUCCAGCUAGCUAACUGAGACAAGCCCGGGAAAAUUGCUAUACUUGAUUCUUUUAUUCUUUAUAUAUCUCUAGAACACAGAGUCCUGCAGAAAACCACACUAGUUUAUUUAGGUUCAUAGUCAUUCUUUUAUUAUUGUAUCUUCUUACUUCCAUAUUCUACAAAGUGAUAAGAGGAACCUGAAACUUAAGGAUUCAUCAAUACUUGUAUUAAACCAAAGACUUGGGAAUAAAAUGUUGUAUCUGCCCCUUUCUUCU
This is a messenger RNA of Neltuma alba, 1475 nucleotides long. RefSeq lists its product as uncharacterized. The record is from RefSeq and is a predicted model, not a curated record. The transcript has 6 exons. Lineage: Eukaryota; Viridiplantae; Streptophyta; Magnoliopsida; Fabales; Fabaceae. The coding region runs from base 144 to 1229 and encodes 361 amino acids.